UGAUUUCUUUUUUAUCUUUCCAUGAAUCUGAAAUCUUCAAACUUCUCCAUACUCUCCUCCGAUUUCACUGUCACCACAAGAAGACUGGACUCCACCCUUUACUAGCCUUUCUCCGCCCUCUACUCAGCCGGAGACCAAGUAAGUACAGUCGGAGGAAAGCUCUCUCUUUUUGUUUCCAUCGUAAUUUCAAGAAAAUUGAUUAGAUUUGGACUCCUUAAGUUUCAAAUGAUCAGUAAGUUUGUAUGAUGUUUGAUUGAUUAUAUGAAUUUGAUUCUAAUGUUUGUUUACAGGGUAACCCGUCAAAAUCUUGAUUGUUGACAUUUUAAAACCCUAAUUUUGGGAAAUGGUUUGGUUAAUUUGAAACCCUAGUUUUCUUAGAAAUUGGGUUUUGUGAUACGUGGCAUUGUAAUUAACUUUAUGGUGUUUUUCUUUUACCAUUUUAAUAGACGUUGUAAGAUGUAUUGUAUUUCUUCUGUUUAAAUAAGAACACACUUUGAUAUUUGAGGGGGAAACCUUGUAAUGAAAUGGGUAAAAUUUCACAGAUUUGUUGCUAUUUGUCUGGAUACAUUUUUUUAUUUGAGUACUUGUAUAAAGUGUAAUGCAGUUUUUUAAUCUUCUGUAGUUUACAAUUUAGAAUCCCUUAUCAAUUUUAAAGUUGGAAUUAACAUGUUUGAUUCCCAAAGAAAUAGUGUUGCAUGUUCCACUGCGGUUGUGUGCUUGACUGCCACAACGAUGAAACAGAGGCUGCCAUUGGUAUCUACUUGAUAGAGGUUAUGUAUAUUGCAAACAUUGUUAUCCUAUGUUGUUCCAGACAGGGUCCGGCUUCAGAAAAUUAUCUACCUUUUUGAGUGGAUGGAAAUAUGGAAUGUAUACCACAACGUAUUGGUGCUAAUUUGGAAUCUUAUCAAGAGUUGUACUCAUAUUUGUGUAUAACUUUUCUGUGUUUGUUAUCCAGUGUCCUAUUUCCACCAUUUCAUGAUGUGUGUUUUUUUGCUGCAGGUGAAUAAUCUAGAUACUCCAUGACCGUCGGACUUAACUCAACUGAGCUUACUCUUCUUUACUUAUUGUUAGGGAUACCUUCCUAAAAUAAGAAUGAUCUCAGUUGUGUAAUAUCAUAGCAUGGGUCCUGUUCUGGACCUUAAAGGAAGAAAGGAAACCACAAUGGAAGCUUCAGCUAGUGAAGAGCAUAUUGCUGUUGUGCAAAUGCCAAAAGAUAAAAACAUGAGAUCUGAAGGUAAUCAUGAGGGCAAGUUUGAUAUGAGAACCGCAUUAGGUGAGCAAGACCUGGAAAUAUGUAAAAAAGAAGAGGUUGAGGUUGAGGUUGAGGUUGACAUAAUAAACUGUAUGACUAAUGAUGAUGAGGGUACUUCGGUUCAACCUCAGUCUGAGGAUGCUACUGGCUCUUCAAGUUCCUUUGGGGACACAUUCUCUGAGGUUGGGAGUCGUGAAUAUGGAAGUGAUGAUGAGGUUAUGUCAGGAUUACGUGUGGAUGCUGCACCAACACGAGGAUUUGGUGGAUCAGGUGACUUGUUUCCACCGAGGAAGAAAAGGUUGACAUCUCAUUGGAGGAAGUUUAUACAACCUAUUAUGUGGCGUUGUAAAUGGGUUGAACUGCAGAUCAAAAAAUUCCAGUCUCAGGCCAUCAAGUAUGACAAACAACUCAAAAAACAUUAUCAAACUGAACCGGUAAAGCAUGGGAACUUUGAGUUGGAAGGUCUUUGUGCAAAGUCGAUGCCAUUUUCUCAUAAUUCUCAAAGAGAGAAACCUAUGAAGAGGAAGAAAAGGAAAAGACAUGAAGAGUCUGACACAGAAGUAUACAUGGCACAGCAUAAUUUAUUCUCGUAUUUUGCUACUUGCAGGUCUACCAUUGGUAAUGGUGGUGGAACAAUGGAUGAUGAUCAAACUAAUCUAGCUACUUCCACCGAUAAGAAUGUCAAUAACGAGUUCAGAGUCCCGGAUGAAUUAUUAUCUCUUGAAUUCAGAGAUGAUUAUUUCUUGGAACAAAUGCUUUGGAAGAUUGAAGUUGCACAGUCACAAGUCUGUGAAAUGAAGACCAGACUCAACACUGUAAUGACUGAAAACACAGGAAGGUUUGAAGACUUAAACUUGCUUGAAUCUAAUAAUGCAUUGACAUGCUCCGUUAGAGAAUCUGGUUCUCCGAGAAAUAGAGAUGGACCAUCUGUAGUUGCUGCGAUUGCAUCUGAGUUAAUGAAAUAUAACACGGGUGACGAUUCGGUCAAACCUGAAAAUGCAACUUCGAGUCAUGGAGAGGAAACUCAGCUUCACGAUAUAAAUGAACAAAUGGAACAGCCUCCCGUUGCUUCAAGAAAAAGAAGUACGGAUGGUAUAUUGAUAUACAACCGCAGGGCAAAGAAACCUCAAACGGAUUCUGGGGCUGUAAAGAUCCAUCCUAUCGAGAAGCUCCAGCAACCUAAGGAGAAAGCCGACAACGCAGGUCCGAUUUCAGUUUCUGAAGACUCUAGCCAGAAUGAACAACCGGCUCCAAAACUGCGAUCUGUUUCCAAAUUAACCGCCCCAAAUAACAAGAAAAAAAGAGCAGCUAGAGCACGACGUAAGGGUGGUUCAAGCCUAUGGAGCCGCAGAACCUCAGGUUAGGCUUUGACAUCAUCUUGUACAUCCCCUAACCAGUUUUCCCCCAUCAUCUUAUUUUUCUUUUUCCUCUUUUUUUUUUUUUGUGAAUAAAAAAGGUUUGAUAACUUGAUAUAUCAUGCUGGAAGACAUGGAUUUGCGUAGUCUCUCUUUCGAAUACCAGUUUUGGAGGUAUAUGUAUAUGUCUUUUUAGUAGAUCAAAUGGGUUUGCAAUGGUUUUGCUUAA
Messenger RNA from Cynara cardunculus var. scolymus (artichoke), 2836 nucleotides. RefSeq lists its product as uncharacterized. The transcript has 5 exons. The coding region runs from base 1120 to 2616 and encodes 498 amino acids. The record is from RefSeq and is a predicted model, not a curated record. NCBI's taxonomy places the organism in Eukaryota, Viridiplantae, Streptophyta, Magnoliopsida, Asterales, Asteraceae.